GUUUAAGACGAUCUAAUCUCAAAUUUGUCGGUCGAAGAGCGAGACUUUGUUGCUUGACGCUUGUUAUCACCAAGCCGCGACGUCUCGAUACCGGCGCGGAUCGUCGGGAUUGAUUCUGGAAGUUUAGAUAUUAUCCCUUCGUACCUUCGCGUCCCGAUAGAAUCAAGAGGUCUUCAUUCAUCCUACCCCACCUCCCCGCAUUCCUUCGCAUCCCCGCACAGAAUCUUCGGGUCUGGCACGUCCUUCACUGAACAACACAAGCACGACAGCUAUACAGUCCAAUUAUAACUAGAUAGAGACUGGUGCCUGCGGAUCAGUGCCAAGCGUGAAGAAGUAGUGAAGUCCCGAGAAGUAGGCGAAAUUCACGGAUAAAUUGGGUUCCGUGCUCAAAAUAUUGGUGAUUUAUAUAUAUGUCUGAACCGAUGUUGCGAAACUCCGCGACAGCCUCAGGUCCACUAGCCCCUCGAACGAGCUCCAGGUAUCGACCCGACCAUGCAGCGUAUUCUUUCUGCCUCCGUGAUCCUUGCGGCGAUGGCCCUGUCGUCGUCUGCACACACCAUCUUCCAGGAGGUGUAUGUCAACGGUGUUGACCAGGGUCACAUCAACGGCAUUCGUGUGCCAAGCUAUGACGGCCCUGUCACGGAUGUCACCUCCAACGGCCUCAUCUGCAACGGUGUCGAGAACCCUUUCCAGCAGCCCGUGUCUGAUGUCAUCAUCACCGUCCCAGCUGGUGCCACGGUCACAGCAGAGUGGCAUCACACCUUGGCUGGUGCAGACCCGAGCGAUUCUGCCGACCCAGUCGACCCCAGUCACAAGGGACCGGUCAUGACCUACCUUGCGCAGGUACCAAAUGCACUCCAGACGGACGUUACCGGCCUCAGCUGGUUCAAGAUCUGGGAGGACGGCCUCGACGUGAACAACCAGACCUGGGGCGUCGACCGCAUGAUCGCGAACAAGGGCAAGGUCACCUUCACGAUCCCCGAGUGCAUCCCCGCAGGCCAGUACCUGAUGCGCCACGAGAUGAUCGCGCUGCACGCAGCCUCGAGCUACCCCGGCGCCCAGUUCUAUAUGGAGUGUGCCCAGCUCCAAAUCACCGGCGGUGGCAGCGCACAGCCCGCGACGGUCAGCUUCCCCGGCGCGUACAGCGGCACGGACCCCGGCAUCAAGAUCAACAUCUACGAGACCCUCAGCAGCUACACGAUCCCGGGUCCGUCGGUGUUCAGCUGCGAUGGCAGCACCGCGCUCCCGCCACCCCCGCCGCAGUCGACCGUGUCGGCUGCGCCGUCGUCGGUGUCGUCGGCCGCGCCCCCGCCGCCGUCGAGUACGUCCACUGCGACGGCUGGGCACUACGCGCAGUGCGGUGGUGUUGGGUACACUGGCCCGACGGCCUGUGCUGCUCCGUACGCGUGCGUUGAGUCUAGCGAAUAUUACAGCCAAUGUCUGUAAGGACAGAACAUACCGGUACCGGGAACCGCGGUUCCUGCGCUCUGCUCUCACGUCAUGCCUUUUGCCAUUAUGUAUAUGCUAUUCAUGCUUCUCACUUCCACCACCUCCGACAGUUUUCCCUUGUUGAUGACUCGCAAAUGCCAUUGCUUGAAUCAAUUCUCUACGCAACAAGGGCAGCUCACUGAUACUGUUCAAUGGUCGACCCGAUGGAGAGCUCCUUUGCCUUCUGAACGACAGCGUGGGCGAUCGCGACGUCCUGCACGCCCACGCCGACCGACUUGAAGAUCGUGACGUCUCCUUUGCGCACCCUUGAAACAGCCGAGGCAUUCCGUGUCCAUUUCCCCCCAGAAAGAGUGAUGAGCUCUCCCAGCUCGACAACAUCGUCAGAUCCCAGACCUGCGGAGAUGAGCUCGCCCGCCUCAGACCCUGCCCCGGCCCGAUAGUCGACGACGACGCGACUCGCGCGCUUGACAAGGUCCGAAUCGAUUUCGUGCCUCGCUGGUGUGUACGAGCCGAUCAGACACAAGCAUGUUCCAGGCGAUACAUAGCUCGAAGGGAAUAAGGGCACCGUAGAAGACGUGGCUGUGAUAACGAUGUCAGCCUCGCGCAGGAUCAGGCGGAUGUCUGGAUUCUCCUGGCCGUUCUCGAGAACAAGCUGGUUCCCGGAGAUUCUGACACGGUCUGCGAAUUUGCGACCUAGCUCCAGCAACAAAUCCUCCAUCCGUUUAUUUAUGGUUCGAUUAAAGAUGUUGCAAGUCUUGAUAGAAGGAAACCGGGAUAGGAAAAGGGAGAGAUGGGCGGCAAUUUGCGCUCCUGCGCCAAAAGCGACCAAGCUCUGUGGAGCUCCCUGGCUCAGCAUGCUGGCCGCAAGAAGAGAGCUUGCUGCGUUGCGAAGAGCAGUGAGCUUGCGAGCGUUCACGACGGCGGAGACCUCGCCCGUGUGUUCGUCGAGCACCAUCGUGCUGGCGGGCAAGCCCCGCUCUUUGACAUUGCUCGGCGCCUGGGCGGUCGGAACGGACACGAUCUUGAUGGCAGUCCCCGCCAAGGGUGCGAGGCGGGAGGGCAUGAAGAGGGUGUGAUGAUUCUGGCUGGAGAUCGUGCUGCGAUGAGGUAUUACAACGUCCGUGCAGUCUGCACUGGCUGCAGAUGAGGCUGAAAGGCUGACGAAGACCCUCGCCAUGAGGUUGAUGAGUUCGUUGACCUCGAACUUUGACACGACUUGGUCGACAUCUGAGCCCGACAAGACGAGGAGGCUCAUCACGUCUAGUACGUCUAUUUAAGGUUAGCGGGGAAGUGCUCGACUUUGCCAGACACACGGAACGCUGCCAAAUCGCGAGUUAUGACGGGAGCCGGAGCGCCAAACGGCAUUCGGUGCGGUAACGUGAUCGGCUGGGUGACGCCCCCGUGAAAGACACGCUGCCGUCUACGACGGUGCUAUCCAAGAGGCCCUCUUCUGCU
Molecule: messenger RNA, 2904 nt
Organism: Phanerochaete carnosa HHB-10118-sp
Lineage: Eukaryota; Fungi; Basidiomycota; Agaricomycetes; Polyporales; Phanerochaetaceae
Product: glycoside hydrolase family 61 protein
Exons: 13
Coding region: 493-1446 (317 amino acids)
Biological process (GO): carbohydrate metabolic process
Cellular component (GO): extracellular region
Molecular function (GO): cellulose binding
Source: RefSeq, a predicted model, not a curated record